Molecule: messenger RNA, 1140 nt
Organism: Fimicolochytrium jonesii
Lineage: Eukaryota; Fungi; Chytridiomycota; Chytridiomycetes; Spizellomycetales; Powellomycetaceae
Product: Tctex-1 family-domain-containing protein
Exons: 4
Coding region: 487-1065 (192 amino acids)
Biological process (GO): microtubule-based movement
Cellular component (GO): cytoplasm; cytoplasmic dynein complex
Molecular function (GO): dynein intermediate chain binding
Source: RefSeq, a predicted model, not a curated record
UGGCCGGGCGCUUUCUUCGAGGACUUUUGAGACCCAUUCACCGGUGGAAUGUAUGGUGGAAUGUAUGGUGCAAUGAGUAUAUUCAAUCAACGGACCUGAAAUACACUCCCCUCUCACCUUUCCCAAUCACUCGACGGCGACCGCGAACGAUAACGCCAGGAGAAUGAUGGAGGCGCUGAUGUCGGCCGCAGUUCUCACAAGACGUUGAGAGCGACGGGAUGGCAUAGCUUGGUAUUAUCAUGAAUGUGUAGAAUCUCAGGGCAUGUGAAUAGAAGGCAAAACUCGACCCGAAACGGUCUCGGAACGGGCGCUGUCAACAGCAGACGCGUUACGCGUUGGACUGGUCUGUUCUCCGCUUAACAGCUUGUUGGUUGUCCACCACGGGACGGUAGUUUCCAAGGAAAGGCUGGAUCGGGCACACAGUCCACCCAAACAAACCCACCCACACCACCACCGUCACCACUCGCACCCACCCCUGCCGAAAAUAUGCCAACCGAAGACCCCCCCACCGACGCCUCCCGCGCCCACUCCGCAACAACGGACUCCGCCCCACCCACCCGCGCCCCGACCGGCCACACCAAACCCUCCAGCUCCCGCAACAACCUCGCCAUGUCGCGCGCAGGCAGCCGGAUGAAUCUCUCGGAACCGCGCGGAGCAGGAGGCGCCCCGCAGAGCGCACGCACGGUCGCGGAUGCGCCUGUGAACGCGGUGGUGUUUGAGAACACGUUUAAGUUGAAGCCGGAUCGGAAGUUUCAGAGCGAGACGGUCCGCCGCAUCGCGGAGGAGAUCCUGCACCGCAACUUGACGAAACAGAAGUACGAAGGCGGGAAGUCGCCCAUACUUGCGCAGAGUAUUUCAAACGAGAUUCUGGGGGCGGUUAAGAAACUGGACUAUGAGCGCUACAAAAUCGUGGUGGACGUAACCAUCGGCGAGUUUAAAGGACAGGGGAUCAGGGUUGCCUCGCGCGCGGUGUGGGAUACAACGACGGACUCGUAUGCUUCGGCGUCAUUCAAGAACGCGACGAUCUUUGCAGUUGCGAUUGUGUUUGGGUGCUAUUUUGAGUGAAUGGGUAGAUGCCCUGCGUUGGGCACAAUAUUCUUUUUGGACAGUAUUCUUUUUGGGAGUGUGUGGGGAGGAGGG